Molecule: messenger RNA, 1677 nt
Organism: Copidosoma floridanum
Lineage: Eukaryota; Metazoa; Arthropoda; Insecta; Hymenoptera; Encyrtidae
Product: pfs47 receptor
Source: RefSeq, a predicted model, not a curated record
UCUCAAGCAACGCACUUCUUGUCUAAAAAAUAUUCACUCGUCGUUUUUUGUGGCUCGUUGUCCGGUGUAACACCAGAACUUCAACUCUCAUCGAGUGACCAUGGCCAUUCUAGCACUGAAAACCGAAGACAAGUUGGAGUACCAUUUCUAUCCGGUCAGCGGAAGGCAAAUUCAAUUUCGUGUCCAAGCGGCUCAUGAUGCCCACAUUGCCUUGACCUCUGCCCCUUCCGAGACUGAUAAUAUGCUAGAGAUCUUCAUUGGGGGUUGGCAGAACACGAAAUCCGUCAUCCGCAAGAAUAGAACGAAACCUGAAGUAGCAGAAGUCGAAACUGUAGGCAUUUUAGAUGCCAAUAAGUUGCUGGGCUUUUGGAUAAGGUGGAACGAUAACAUAGUCACUGUUGGCAAAGAGAACGAACCCGAGCCUCUACUCGUGUAUGAAAAUAUAGAGCCACUUGAGAUUACCCACUUUGGGGUUUGUACCGGCUGGGGUGCCAGUGGCGAAUGGCUGAUUGAAGAAAGGUGCAUUAUUUAUGGUGAUGAGGGUGCACAAGACGAGGCACAAGCCGAGGAUAUUUCAGAAUGUAUUCCACUUUCAAAUUAUUCCUGGGUCGAAGCAACGUACGGAGUAGUGCCACCCGGUGCUAUGGUCGCCGGCGAAGAUGGUGAGCCGUUAUACGUUGGUAGAGCCCAUCACGAAGGCGCGCUUUUGCCUGGAAAGGUGAAGCCGACGCACGCAGUCUGUUACGUACCUUUUGACGGUCAGGAGAUUCCUAAACAGGAGUACGAAAUACUGUGCAACUGCAACGGGACCUGGACGUCGGUAUCAGGCAGCGACAUUCCACCAAACGCAAUUCUAGGAGGUACGAGCGAGUCGGGCGAACCACUUUACAUUGGCCGUGUUGAUCACGAGAACACCAAAACCCCCGGAAAAGUACAUCCAUCGCACGAAUGCCUCUUCAUUCCCUAUGGCGGUGAAGAACUUCGCUUUCAAGAUUACGAGAUCCUCGUCGAGUAGGCUACUAACGACUCUAGCUACGAUGAAUAUAACGUCAACGUACCUAAUAAGUGUAAAAGCGCACAAUGAUUAAUUAAUUUUUUUUAUUUAUUUAUAGUAUAUUCAUCGCACAACGAGAUCUUAGGUCUUUGCAGAGUAGAGGGGCAUUUAUUUUUAUUUUUAUCACCUCAAGUGCUUCAUAAGUAGAGUACAUCAGAAUAUACAAUAGUGUAUACUAUGAUUAUAAUGCAAGCUAAAUAUUUCAACAGGAGAAAUGUCAAUUUUUUUUCGGUAAUACUAAUUUAUUCAUGAAUAUUACUGGGCAAUUUUAAGAUGAAAUAAUACAUCAGUCGUACAUAAUUAGACUAGCCACACACGAUUUCAUGCAAUUUUUUUUUUUUUUUAUUACUGUUUUUAAAAAAAAGUUAAACAUACGGGAAUCAUAAUGAAGUAAUAUUUCGCAUAGGAGGUGCUUUUUUUUGUAAUUUCAUUUUGAUUCGCUAUACCUCUGUAAAACAAAUUUAUAUUCAUUGUACGCCACAGUACCUUUUUUUAUUAGAUAAUAAUAAAAGGUUAAGUGUCACAUGAAACUUCUGUUAUUUAUAGAAGUUUGAAUUUUACGAAUUAAAUGUACCACGUAUGAAAGGUGUUAUCAAACGAAAUUAUAGACAAUCAGCACCUAA